GGAACAUUCAAGGCCUGGAGCUAUGUCUCUCAUAUUCGAAGCCUCUGGCUAUUCGCCAAUAAUCGUUUCGAUCCUCUGUCUCGUCUUUCCCUUCUUGGGUGUCUAUCUUUAUGCUCGAGUUUAUUAUUAUCGCUUUAAACAGCAUGCAUCCUGGCCACAGCCACAGCCUUCCCUUCUCUGGGGUCACAUGAAAGUAAUGCAUCAGGCUAUUCAAGAGUGUCCUCCAGGUGCACAUAGUGGUAUGUCAGAUAAUACUCCCAUUGGUUCAGACGAAACGCUAAUCUAAGCCAAACAGACGCCGCACUCGCAAGGAUCUGGGAGAAAUUGGGAAAGCCGUCCGCAUUCAUAUUGGAUCUUCGGCCAGCUGAACGCGUCUUAUGCGUGAUAGCCAAUCAUGAAGUUGCCGAGCAUUGCGUUCAACCGUCAAAGCAAUUUCCAUAUGGGAUGGGGAAAUCGCCGACCAUGCAGCGCUUUACAGAGAUACUUGGUGAAGGUGCAAUCAUUACGCGCGAGGAAAUGGAGUGGAAGAUGCUUCGUAAAAGGUUCAAUCCUGGGUUUGCCUUUCCUCAUCUCAUCGGCUUGCUGCCGGUUAUACUGGACAGAGUCUGGAGAUUUAUGGACAAUCUCGACCGCCACGCUCAGUCUGGCGAAGAACUCAAAUUCGGGAAUCUGUGCAAUUCUGUCACAUACGAAAUCAUAUGUGCGGUGACUUUGGGGGUCGAUCUGAACAAUGAGUUAGAUAUGGCCAGACAAAGCGAAAUAGGACAUCUUUACUGGAAGCUUCUGUCAAGUUACAAUCAGGAUGAUGACUCCAUUUUUUGGGUUAGUCCACGGGUCAAACGGCAUCGGCAAGCCCUUUCUGCAGAACUGAAUCCUCUGAUCAAAACAUAUAUCGAAGAGAAAUUCUUCGACUCCCACGGCAACCCUCUGACCAGUGAGACGGAUAGGAUUUCAAAUACCAUCGUCGGACUCAGCCUGCGAGGAACCGAGAGGUUAACGUCUGACAUCUUAGAGUCGACAUGUGACCAAGUCAAGGUUUUCCUCUUCGCAGGACAAGAUACCACGAGUACCUUACUGCAAUGGGCGACGUACGAACUGAGCCGUACUCCACAUGCCCUCCGGGCUCUGAACGCAGAGCUCGACAAAAUCUUCGGGUCCGAUGCUGGUCCUGAUACCAUCCGCCAGAAGCUGAUGUCUCAAGGUGCCAUUGCCCUUGGACAAAUGUCGUAUCUUUCUGCAAUCAUCAAAGAGACGCUCCGGCUGCAUCCACCAGGUGCAACUGCACGGAUGGCCGCUCCCGGAUCCGCGGAAUUUGUUCGACUAGCGGAUGGUCAAGAGCAUUGCAUUGACGGCAUCAUCAUGUAUAACUGCCUUUCUCUGAUCCAACGCGAUCCUCUCAUCUAUGGUGAAUCCAGUGACGAUUUCGUACCAGAGCGCUGGUUGAACAAGGGAGAAACGGGCUCCUUUCCACCCACUGCUUGGCGUCCAUUUGAGCGUGGCCCCAGGAGUUGUAUUGGUCAAGAGUUGGCUAAUAUUGAAGCGCGUGUCAUCUUAGCCUGCAUCGUGCGACGAUAUGAUUUCUCUAAAGUAGGCCUUGGGGUGACUGAUUAUGCGCGAAAUGGUGAGCCGGUUUUGGACUGCAACGGACAGUACAAGGUGCUCUCUGAGCUUUAUGAUGUGGGUUUCGAUGAUUCGCCUGAUAUUUUGAUUCUGUAGAUGCUAACAGAGUGCACAACAGACCCGAGAGAUAACUCUAAAACCGGUAGAUGGAAUGAGAAUGCGGGUCAAAUUCAAGCCGAAAGUAUGCGUGGCAUCUGCUUAGUGCUGGCUGAAUCGCGAUUCGGAUCGAUACACAAGUUCAUUUAGAGAGAAGCUACCUUGAGCCAAAGCAUAUUAGACUAGUUCGAUACUCACUUAGUUCUCCAUGCAUGUAUUUAAAUCCUAGAUGAUCAGAGGUAACGGCAG
Aspergillus melleus is the source of this 1965-nucleotide messenger RNA. RefSeq lists its product as uncharacterized. The record is from RefSeq and is a predicted model, not a curated record. The coding region runs from base 445 to 1716 and encodes 423 amino acids. Lineage: Eukaryota; Fungi; Ascomycota; Eurotiomycetes; Eurotiales; Aspergillaceae. The transcript has 2 exons. Gene Ontology annotation, molecular function: heme binding; monooxygenase activity; iron ion binding.